This is a messenger RNA of Oppiella nova, 265 nucleotides long. NCBI's taxonomy places the organism in Eukaryota, Metazoa, Arthropoda, Arachnida, Sarcoptiformes, Oppiidae. The record is from the annotation of a GenBank genome assembly.
GAAUUCGCUUAUUGUCUCGUUUGGACGGCUUUCUACUUCUUGUCAUCACUUCUCAUGCUAAUCGAUGGUGGCGUCCAUUCGGCUGCGGGAGUUUUUGGUUUCAUUGCGUUUGGAAUCUAUGGUUACGACGCCUUUCUUAAGUACAAGGGCUACAGUGCCGGUGAGAUAGCACAGGGAGAGAGAACUACUAUGGGUCAGCCCAACGCUGCUUAAACACCAUUCCUCUCACUCCUCACCACUUAUUGUCUUCGCUACUCAUGUCCUC